CUUGGGGGAUGAAUAGCGUGAUAUUAGGGGAUCAGAAUGGUACCAAAGUUGCCAUGACUACCUUUAUUGUUUUGCCGCUUGCGAGCAUUCUUUGAGAGCAAUUUCGCAAACAAUGGCGCAUCGAAGCCAAAAUGUUAAAAUUGAUGAAUUUCGGCUUCGAAUAACUUUUGUUUUUAAGGCCAUCCUUUUAUAAUAUUUGGUAGGACUACAUUUAUAGCCUUUAUCUAAAUUCCUACCGAAGCACUUUAUUCGAUUUCGUCUUUGAUCGCAGUAAAAAUGCAUUUGAAUAAGGCCACCAAAUACAGCGUUUCGAUGUCAACGCUAAUAAUAUAACGUUUAGCGUCUGAGGUUGCGGUCAAAAGAAAGAUGGAAUUAUCGACCAAGACACAGAAAUUGAGGAGAUUAGACGAAAAGGUAUGUUUGGCAUUUGUUUAUUGUAUUAUUUGUACGAAACAAGGGAUAAUAUAUUGAUAUGUUUUGAAAGGCAGGCGUGUGUACUUGUUGACUUGUAUAUUGUAUACAUUCUUGAGCGCUCAAGAACUAUAAUACCUAUAGCGGCCUAUGGCUACAAACCCUUUAAUUAACCCUAUAUUUUCGAAUGUGGAGGGUUUAAAACAAGCGAAAUAUGUUUAAAAUUACGAACAAUAAUGUGUUGUAUAUUAUAUUUUCACAUUGACAGUUGUCACACAGAUUUAUUAUAAGUAGAUUGACUAGACAAUAUGCGAUGUUCCAUAGGUAAAUUCUACGUUUUGAGGGAUUUGUAAGUAAUCUUUGAGGAAAUUGGCUCAGUGUUACAUUUCAGCACAUAACAUGCAAUUCUGACAAUGUAAACUCUGUUACUAUAUAAAUGUGAAGUUUUUUUAACUUUGAAGUUAGAAAAAUCUUUUGAAUAUUGAAACAAACCUAUAAUUGCUUGCAAAUUCAGGUAAACCACAGGCACAGCUGGCAGCAUGGCCUAGGUGUUGUAUUUGUACACAGACUUGAUUUAUAGUUUCAGCAAUCUAUGAACUCAUUGAGUCGCAUUGCGCCCUCGCCGCCCUGAUGGGCCCUACUUUAUUAUUUUACUUUGUCUAACGCCAGAUUAUUUUACUUUGUCUAACGCCAGACGAUUUUACUUGUCAAGGGGAGAGUGCUGGCGCAGCUUAAUUGGUUAACUAGCCUAUAUGUCUAUGUGUCUAGUUAGUGCAUUGAGUUACAUUGCACCCUAUGUUAUUAUUUUACUCUGUCAGUCUCUAUCUACCAGCAGACAAGUUAACUUGUCAACGGAGAGCGCUGGCGCUUAAUAGUUAACUAGCUUAUAUGUCUAUGUGUCUAGUUAACCUAUUGAGUCGCACUGCGCCCCGAUGCGCCCUACUUUAUUAUUUUACUCUGUCUAACGGCAGACGAUUUUACUUGUCAAGGGGAGAGCACUGGUGCUUAAACGGCUUAAUGAUUAACUACCCUAUAUGUCUUUAUGUCUAGUUAGUGCAUUGAGUCACAUUGCACCCUGAUGCACCCUAUGUUAUUAUUUUACUCUGUCAGUCUCUAUCUAACGGCAGACAAGUUAACUUGUCAACAGAGAGGGCUGGCGCUUAAUGGUUGACAAGCUUAUAUGUCUGUGUGUCUAGUUAACCCAUUGAGUCGCACUGCGCCCUGAUGCGCCCUACUUUAUUAUUUUGCUCUGUCUAACAGCAGAUGAUUUUACUUGUCAAGGGGAGAGGGCUGGCACUUAAUGAUUUAAGUUCUGAAAGUAGCAAGGAAAACCACCCAUGUGAGGCUUAUGUUUUUAUAUACCAAUGAUACAGCCACAAUACAUCCAUGGAUUGUUGGUCCACCUUUUGUGUUAACUCAGUAAGCCGCAGUGUUUCCCAGUGUCACCAUCAGUCAUUUGCUUGUUUUGUAUAUGCGAUACUGAGUAGAUAUGUGAUGUGCCCCAAAGACAGUCGUGUUUACAGGCUAUACCCGUAGUAAUCGGGCUACUUUGUUAUUUCGGUCUUAUAUCAGUCAGAUAUUUAAAUUUACCCUUAAAGACAGUUACCGUACUGUAACAAUAUUGGGUUUAUCAGCUAUAGUGAUGCAAGAUUUUUAAUCUCUAAACCUUUACCAUUUUCUUCUAGGUCUUGCAAGGCAAAUUUUAUUUACUAAUGGCAGAAUAUUGUGAAAUAAUGUGUCGCUGGGUUUGGAUUAUUCCUGCCUACUAUACUGAAAUAUAUGUGUAUUAAGUUUGACUUUGACUGUAAUAUUAACCCUCUCAGUAAUUGCCAAGUGCAAGUGAGGGUUGAUCUAAUUAAUGUAUUAUUAUUUGAUUGCAAAUAGUGUUCUCAAUUAAAUUGUCUGGUCUAAUAAAUAAUUUUACCAGGACUAUUGGCAAAUAUUGUUCCCAGUAUUGUUCUUUAUGUUCAGUAGUGUACUAAACAUUUGACUAUGGAAUAGCAAAUUCACAAACUUUUUUAUCCAGUGUGUAUUAUUUUAGUCUUUUUGAAUUGAUCACAUGUGAACAUUUCCUGCACAUGCAAACAACACAUUCAUAUGGGUUUUCUUCUCUGUGUGUUCUUUUAUGUGUUAACCCAUUGAACCGCAAUGCCCCUUUUACUUGUCUAACACCAGACAAUUUUACUCGUCAAUAGGGAAGCUCUGCCACUUAAUGGGUUAAGCACCCUGGUUGUGGAAGUAUGAACAUCAAUGGAUACAAAGACAUGGUGUAUAUCAUAGAAUUUAUUAAUAUACAAAUCAAAGUACUUUGCCAAUGCAGGAAGUUCAAAUAAUAUACACAUACCAGUAAAAUGCCUGUCACAUACUGAUACAAAGGCAGUCAUAAUGGGUUACAUACAGUCACUAAAAACACUUUUAACUGCAUGUACCAAAAGAGAAAUUUAUCACCUUACUCCUUAGUUACUUAGUAUGUCAGCCAUAUUACUGGUAGUGUGUGUGAGAUACUGUAUGCUAAAUAAAGACCAGAAAGUUAGAAAUAUGACAUGCUAGUGAAUAUAGAAUACUUCAAGUUAUCUUUAUUAACAUGUACAGUACAUAAUUCAAAAAUAUUUAUAACUGUUUCAAGUGUUAGCACAGACAUGAUACUGUAAUUCCUUUCAAUGUGUGAAAGCUUUCAAAAAUUCAAUAUAGUUGCUUACAAAUUAUCCACCCUUGUAUAUUGAUUAAGCCAACACUAGUAGACUGCGAAAUAGUUUGUAAAUUAAGAGAUUAGACAAGCCUCCUGACACUGAGCGGUAGGUUUAUGUAAACGUUCGUUUUAGCUGUUAGCUUUAUUUUACGUCGCCUGAGCAAAAUCCAUUCGAUAUCACUUAAUUAAAUCUUAUACAAGAAGUAUUUUAACAUGUCAACAGAAAGAAAUUGACCAGUUUGCCUUUGCCAAUCUGUUAAUUCGAACGUGAUUUUCUCAUUGAAGGUUUGUUUCGCACAUUGACCAGUCCCCAUCGAUUGUUUCCGCAAUAAUCCACAACAGUUUUCUAGUUCACAAGAUGAAAAAUUCGCCCUAACAGAUUUUGCAAUUCACUCCUAAUCGCCGCCAUCUUGAAUUUUUUCUAUGCUCAUGGGCAAGACCGCUGAACUUCAUGAUCGGCAGUUUGGCCGAUUUCGCAACAUUUUAUGCCAAGCGUGAAACCCUCAAAAUGCUCAAAUCUAUAUAAUAUUACUGCAACAUCUGAACAAAAAAAAAAAAGUAUUCACACUAGCUUUAAAGACCAAGACGACCCGAAAAAUAAAAAAAGAUAUGAUAUGUACGAUAGUUGCAAAGAUUAACAACGAUUCACUAGUUUAAAACCUAUAAACAUAGUCUGUAUCGUGUACUGUAUAUAUAAAUAAUAAUGUUCGUCAACUCCAUAUUUAAUAGUAAUAUUUGUCGCUGAUAAAUACCUCGAUUAAAUGUUUUAUUUGACCAAUAAAUGAAUAAAUACAAACUACUUACCUUCCUCUUGGGUGUUUUGGUUUUAAAAUCUAAUUUUAUUAGCAAAUAUCCUCAAAAUGUCAAUUUCAAAACAAAUCACAGCUCUCACUCCAUAUAUUUUAUAUCGAUUCCAGCUGCAAGUUACUGGCCAGAGUAAUGGCCGCCGUCGUAUUUCCGGCAUGCGCGACACGACAUGCGCGAGGACACCGACUUCAAAGGAUCCGACAUUCAGUUGCCCUUCUAUUCAUUUCUUAUUCUAUGCUUUUACUCUUUUCACAUUCAGCCGAAACACUCAGUAUAUUAGUCAAUGAUUUUUUGCUAAAAUCGAUGGACAACAAAAAACUUGCUGCUCUAGUCCUUUUGGACCUUUCAAAAGCGUUUGACAGCGUGGACCAUUCAAUCCUGUUGAAGAAACUAAGCAAUAUUGGGUUUCAGGUGAAGCCCUUAACUGGUUUGAAAGCUACAUCACGGAUAGAAAGCAGUUCGUUCGCAUUGACUCCUCGGUAUCCGAAGUUUUACCAAUCACCCACCGAGUGUCUCCGGGAGCAAUAUUGUCACCGCUAUUGUUCUGCAUCUAUAUAAAUGACCUCUCAAGAGUACCACAAGCAUCUGAGUUGGAAUCAUUCGUCGACGAUUCUAAGAUCUUUAUGUCGUUUCCAAUUGAAGAUAUUGCUAGUGCAAAAACAAAGAUAGAAGAGGACCUCAAAUUGGUAGCAACUUGGUUUUUCGAAAAUAAACUGUUGAUAAACCCUGAGAAGACACAGUUACUCUUGAUAGGAACUCGUCAACUGCUCGGUAAGCUCCUUGAGGAGACGACAAUUACAUUUCUUGGAGAAGAGAUUACACCAACCACAAAUGCCAAAGACCUGGGAUUAGCCCUAGACAGUUAUCUGACAUACGAUUAGCAUGUCAAAUAUGUUGUAUAAUAAAUACAGAUAAAAAGAGUAAAGGAUAGCUUUGAUAGGGAUAGUCUUCCCUUAAUUAUCAAUGCUUUAGUAAUAAGCAAACGUUUGUGCCAUUUAAUGAUGAUUCUUCUGCAAAAGUCUGCAAGAUCACUUUGUUACAGGAACUAGUUCAUAGUGGGUCCUAUGACAUCAUCUGCAUUUUCGAAACUUGGCUCAAUGACUCAAUUAUAAGCAGCGAGCUGCUGCCUGGAUAUAGUGUCUUUCGCCGAGAUAGAGUUGAAAAGAUUGGGGGCGGAGUGCUUGUUGCCGUGAAAGCCAAUCUGCAUGCGACUAGACGGCCAGAUCUCGAAAGAAAUGAAAUCGAACUAGUUGUAGUGGAACUUAAUAACACGAACAGUAAACCUGUAAUCCUGUAUACGUUUUAUAGUCCUCCUGUUUCAGGCCCCGAAGUUUUCCAUCACCUUAGUUCAUCACUUCAGAAUACAAGCGAAUCUAGCUGUAUUGUUUUUGGCAGGAGACUUCAAUCUUCCCGCACUUGACUGGACUACAUUCGAUGAACAAAUCCCUACUACGGCCGGAGGUCAACCGGAAAACAGUUUCUGCGAUCUGUUUGAUGAUAAUUUCCUACGGCAAUUCAUUCUUGGUCCUACCCACAACUGUGGCAAUAAACUUGACCUUCUUCUAAGUAACUGUCCUGAAAUUAUUACGAAUGUUGAAAAAUCUACUCCCGAACAGUGCAAAUUUCCAACCGAUCAUUAUAUCGUCGAAUUUCAGAUCAAACUUAAAUUUAAGCGAGCUAGGAAUGUCAAACGUCGAAUUUACAACUACAAAAUGGCAAACUUUGAAGGUUUGCGUAGCUGCUUGUCCAAUGUACCGUUUGAGAACGCUUUCUCGGAUGAUAUUGUCCAACACUGGUCGGAUUGGAAAGACUUAUUCUUGACGGCUGUGAAUAAAUUCGUCCCUGUUAAAACCAUUAAAGACAUAAAUUCCCCCCAAUGGAUUGACGGCGAAGUUCGUCAACUUGUCCGAUAG
Molecule: messenger RNA, 5820 nt
Organism: Paramuricea clavata
Lineage: Eukaryota; Metazoa; Cnidaria; Anthozoa; Malacalcyonacea; Plexauridae
Source: the annotation of a GenBank genome assembly